AUGCUUGAUUACGCGGGGAUUAUAAGUUUGAAAAGAGAGUAAUUUCAUGUGAAUAUCCGUAAAUAAAGAAAUGAAAAGUAAUUCAAGGAAUCAAGAAAAAAUUACAUUCAAUCUCUGUUCUCCUAAUAAACAGAAAUGCAGGAAAUGUCCAAUACCAUCAGAGAUAAACUUGAAAAGGGGGAAAACCUUCAAGGGCAAGUUCUCUAGAUGAUGGUGGAUACAAUAUUUGAGGUACUCCACAAAAAUAAUAAUAUGAAUCUAUUGGAUACUAUCGAUGCAGCUGUUUGGAUGUUGAAAUCAGUCGAAGAAUUGACUUAUGAGGAUGAACUGAGUGAUAAUUUGAAAAUGCUAAGAAUUGUAGAUAAGAUGAUAUUGUAUUCAUAAGGAUAUGAUAUUGAGAAUCAGCCACUCAAUUCGUAAAUAAUUAUCUAUGCAGCUAAAUUCCUGAAAUAUUGGACUUAAAUGGAGGAUAAAUCAUUACAUCUUAAGUUUGGGGAAAUUGCAGAAACAGUGUAUUUCUUGCUCAAUAAAUAAGAAUAGAUGUUUGUUAAGAGAGGAGCAGAUAUCUUGUAUAAUUUGGCUUUGAUUGAUAAUGGCAACAUAUUGAAUUAGGUACAUGAACUCACAAUUUUUGGCCAAAAAUUAGUUAAACCUAUUUGUACUAUAUUAAAAACAAGUCACAAUAUAAAAAUCUUACGCACUUUAUGGAGAGUGGUCUUGCAAACAUUUUUAGAUUAAGAUAGAAGUGGACAAUUGCAGUAUGUCCAUUUCAACAUCUAUGAAAAUUAGGAAAACAUUAAAUUUUUUAAUUUGUUGGUAAAUCAGGUAAUAGAGUCAGAACAACAGAAUCGAAAAUUGUUUAAGAACUAAUUGCAUUUGAUUCAGCAGAUACUCGAUUAUUAUUAAUCAGAUGAUCAAUAAAUCUAUGAAGAGUUCAAGCAAUUGUUACUUACAUCUCAAUUUUCUAUCAAACUGAAAGACAUCUGGCUCUUUAAUAAAUGGAAUUCUAUAGCUACGACUGCACAUGAAAUUUAGACACAUUUGGAUGAAUAAUAACAAUGA
Paramecium tetraurelia is the source of this 1062-nucleotide messenger RNA. RefSeq lists its product as uncharacterized. The record is from RefSeq and is a predicted model, not a curated record. NCBI's taxonomy places the organism in Eukaryota, Ciliophora, Oligohymenophorea, Peniculida, Parameciidae. The transcript has 3 exons.